AUGACGGUAUUCGUUGAAGAACCUGUCACCAGGGUCAGCAAGUGUGAUGCUGUCGACCUGACCCGAGUGCCCGCACCCGAGUUACCAGAGGUUCCUCACGCCCACAAUGCGCUGAGAGAGGCCGCCAUGAGCGUCGACAAUACGAAUGGCGUUGUCACGGAUCCCUUCAAACUGAGCAGCCAAUUUGCGUACACGCCUCGCAAGGUCAAGGUGUUCACCAUCGGCGCGGGCUUUUCAGGCCUCCUCAUGGCCCACAAGUUUCAGCAUCGGUUCCCUGAAAUGCGGGAGAUUGUCGAGCACACUAUCUUUGAGGCCAGGGCUGAUGUCGGCGGGACAUGGCUUGCCAACCACUACCCGGGCGUGCAAUGCGACGUCCCCGCGCACAUCUAUGCUUUUCCAUUUGACCCCAAUCCCGACUGGGAGAGAUUCUAUGCCAGCGGGCCUGAUAUUCUCGCAUACAUGAAGCACACCGUCAAAAAGUGGAGCUUGGACAGAGAUCUUCAGCUCAAUACCAAGGUCAUCGGCGCUCAUUGGCAAGAGGACCUCGGGCAAUGGAAGGUAACAGUUGAGCACGAGGGGAAGCAGCGUGACGAGUUUUGUCACGUCCUAAUUUCUGCACAAGGAGUUUUGGUCCAUGAGUCGUGGCCUAACAUUCCGGGCCUUCGAGACUUCAAAGGCCACAUCACGCACUCUGCGAGCUGGGAUCACGAUUACGACUAUUCCCACAAGCGGAUUGCGGUGAUUGGCAAUGGGUCGUCUGGAAUCCAGAUCGUCCCGCAGAUGGCCAAUCUACCCGGCACGGAUGUGCAGAACUUCAUACGUGGUCCUGCCUGGGUUUACUAUAGGGCACCCCCAAGCAAACACCUUGGACGGGAUGACCCAGAUCCCAACCCAGCAUAUACAGAAGAGGAGAAGAAGCGUUUUCACGACCCGAAGUAUCAUCUUGAGCAUCGCAAAGGCAUCAUUUCUCGGACCAACAAGUCGUUUUACAUCUUCAUGAAGGGCGAAAACAACAAGGAAGGGGUUAGGUUGGCGGCUGAGCAAAUGGCGGAGAAGCUCAACCAUGACCCCGAGCUCUGUGAAAAGCUCAUCCCGAAAUGGGAGCUUGGAUGCCGUCGGAUUACACCGGGCCCUGGCUACCUAGAAUCCUUCUUGAAGCCGAACUGCCAUCUCACCAAUAGUCCCAUCACAAAGGUGACGGCAAACGCUGUGCACACUGCAGAUGGGAAGGCGUAUGAAUGUGACGUCAUUGUCUGUGCCACCGGAUUUGACGUCUCUCACCGUCCGCGCUACCCAAUUGUGGGACUGAAUGGCGUAGACCUGUCUCAGAAAUGGGCCGAUGACCCCGAGUCCUACCUCUCAGUCGCGGUUCCAGAUAUCCCCAACUACUUCAUGAUGAUGGGGCCCAACUGUCUUGGUGGCCACGGCUCCCUUGUGGAGUCCUUGAACUGGACAGGGGAUUACUUUGUCAAAUGGAUCAAGAAACUGGCGACUGAGGACAUCAAGCACGUCAUACCUAAGGCCUCGGUAGUGGAUGCUUUCAUCAAGUACAGCGACCAGGUUCACAAGACACUCGUGUGGAGUGGAGGCUGCAAGAGCUGGUACAAGCGGAACCGGGUUGAUGGACGGGUUACCGCUCUGUUUGGCGGGAGCGCGCACCUCUUUAACCGCAUGCUCAGUGACAUCCGUGGCGAAGACUUUGAGAUCGUUUACAACACUGCGAAUCCCUUCAGGUUCAUGGGCAAUGGUUUCACGGCAUUCGAGAUGGACGAGAAGAGUGAUCUGUCCUGGUAUGUCGAGAUAGCUGAGACGCUCGACGACACGGCUCAGGCGUGA
Thyridium curvatum is the source of this 1836-nucleotide messenger RNA. RefSeq lists its product as uncharacterized. The transcript has 4 exons. The record is from RefSeq and is a predicted model, not a curated record. Gene Ontology annotation, molecular function: flavin adenine dinucleotide binding; NADP binding; N,N-dimethylaniline monooxygenase activity. Bases 1 to 1836 code for a protein of 611 amino acids. NCBI's taxonomy places the organism in Eukaryota, Fungi, Ascomycota, Sordariomycetes, Thyridiales, Thyridiaceae.